CUUUUCGCCAGCCGCAAUGUCAGGUGAUGGGAUAUCUCCGCCAGAUACUCAGAUCUAAGAAGACUUCUGGACUUUACCGUCCAUUUCGUUGCAAUGUGUUUACAUAGGUGUUAUGCCUGUGGACUACAGCUUGGUGAAAUGGAGUUAACAUGGUUGAAUUGGUUGAACUGUGUCAGGUGGUUGAAUUCAGACGUCGAAGUAAUCACAGAUGUUAUACGCCAAGCUUCAAUUUACCAAGCGCCCUCAACCUCAUACUUGGACGGACAGCAAGUUAUUGAUGGCUCAUUUGUAUUUGGAAUUCAUACUGCAUGUUACACUAUCCUGGCCAUGGUCCUAAAAAGGGUCGGAUUGAACUGCAUAUCACCAAUCUUUUGUGAGCUGCUCCAUACAAUUCCAUUUUCUAAAUGGUUUGAGGCAGACAGCGCCGCAUUACACAUUGAGUUUGAUGGUCGUCGAAUACACUAUCUUCCCGAGAAGAUAGAUCCCAAAAGUACAGACGAGACGGAUUUCAUUUUUGCUGACCCUGUUGCAAUCUCCUGGGAGGAUAUUGAGCGAUGCACAACGAUAUAUCCAGAAACGAGCGGACCGAUUGUGACCAUGUUCCGGGAUUUAGAAUCAGACAUCUUUUCCAAAGUUCCCGAAGAAAUCAUCUGCUCAAUAUUCGAUAAUUUACCUACUAAAGAUGUACGAAAUUUGAGAAGCUUGAGUGCUGCUGCUGCACGAACUAGGCUCCCUACAAGAUUUUGGUCCACUCGUCUCCGGGAGGAUCUACCCUAUGUGAAACUGCUUAAAGGACAAAGCAACCUUGGGUAUGAAGCACAGUACAAACUUGUCAAGAAAACACUGAGAAAUGGGAUUGGAAAUACGGCAAAAUCAUUGAGGAAUCUUCGCAGAAUUGCAAAGCAAGCUGAUCAACUCUGCACAAUCAUUCGGUUGAGAGCUCCGAUGGCUCCAGGCAAGGGAACCUCUUUUAUCGAUUUCUGUUUCGAGCCCGAGACCGGCCCCAUAAACUUUUCCAUGCUUUCCGUUGGCCAUACACGCUAUAUCUCCGGGAUUCGAGUUUCUGACGGCUCUGACGGGUGUGGAUGGAACUAUCAAGGCUCUUUGCAGCGCCUUCCCGUACAUUUGAUUUCACCGCCAAUGGAACUAGUUCUUUCCAACACAGAAGGGGGUUAUGUCGGGAUUGGUUUCACGGAUGCUUCGGGGAAAGAGACAUUCAUUGGUCAACGGUCUGGACUCAAUAUAGGCAUAGGCAAAUGCUGCAUCAAAAGUGGUGAUAUAUUGCGUUUUGAUUUUGAUACCUUCAAGCUCGUAUCUGUCAAGCUUGGCCCGCCAGGAUCAUUAAGAACUCCAUUAACGUGGAUGCCGCAAUUACCGCCAACUUGCACACCAAUCUCAUUGAGCGAGCCUCACUCAUCUCUUCGCGGCGAAGAAUCAUACCAUGUGUGCCAUUUUGGUGGGCCGAACGGGUGCCAUUUAGAAACACUAAUCCAAAUAAAUGCAUUCUUUGUUGGUCCUGGCCUUUCGAUCACCGGAAUGGAAUUCAUCUAUACAAAAGAACAAGUGCAACAGUGGGGAACUUGUUACGGGACUCGACAAUGUAAGAUUAUCGACGGGCCUGGCGGUGAGCGAGUCCUUGGAAUAGGAGUUACAUCUACUCAAAUUGGUAUUGAGCAAAUCAGACUACGAACCAACGGGCAUCAAGAACUUGUAUUCAAAUGUCCUGAAAGCGAUUAUGCACUCCCUGCAAUAAGAUACAAGGGACUUAUUACGGGAGUCUAUGGCUUAUUCAGGAGUUUAAAUGACAGAUUUAUAGGCGUGAAGUUUCUAAAGGAGAUGGGGAUCCUAACAGAGUCUGGGCCUAUACCAUCGUUUGUGUCCAAAAAUUUGACCCCGUCCGAGCUUGAAGUCGCAAUUCCCACUGAUAUGCUGUCUACCGUAAAGAUCAAUUCAUGGGGAGCAUUUAUCUCAUCUGCCUCCCUGGAUGGAAUUGAAACUGUCGAGGUCGCUAUCAAUCGCCACAAGAGGUUAACGGGAAUGAAGCUCACCUAUGGCAAUUGCCAAUCUAGUGCAAUAUUGGCAGAUUUUCCAUCUAGAAACGGAUACACCGAGACAGUGUGCUUUUCAGCUUUCGAAUCCAUAAUGCAGAUGACAUGCCACUACCAAGUGAUGCAAGGACAGCCAUUCUGCCGCAAAAUUCUCAAAAGCUUACACAUUCGAACAAAUCAACGAGACAUUACACUCGGCCAGACUCACUGUGCCUGUGCCGGCACUGCCGCACAUAGUCAGACUCACAUUGUCGACGGGAAGCAUUGCCAGCCUAAUCAAGCCCGGAUACUGGGUUCAACAUAUUCUAGCAGCAUGCACAAGCGGAAGUUUGAUGAAAUAUUGACAGAUUUAUUGCCUACUACAAAGUCAAAGAUUAUUUGGAUAUACAAUGCAGAAUAUGAUGAAGUCUUUCAUACCAUUCAUACCGCUCAUACCGUUUAGAAGAACGUUUCCUCUUAAAUCCUUUUACUGUGUAUACAAGCUCUAGUUCAAUAUUUAAACCAUGUCAUACAUGCUCUGGACUAGGGUGUCGGUUGGGGCCGGUGGAAACUGGUGGUCUUUGGUCUUUUACACAGCCAAUCCAGACCAAGUGUGGAAUUUUGAAAGUAGGACCAGACCACCUUGGGUCGAUCUUUUGAACAUGUCUCCACCAGUCUAUGAUCACCACCAACAUUACAUUUUAGGAAGUACAUCAACAAUCAGUGAUGGGUUUAGUUGAAAAGACCAUCCACGCCCGGUCUGGAGUUUGGUCUUGGUCUUUACCUUAAAGACUGACCCAGACCAGACCAGACCAACGGACACCCUACUCUAGUUCAAUAUUUAAAUCAUGUAAUACAGUAAUAGUAAUACACACUCUGGACC
Messenger RNA from Xylona heveae TC161, 2910 nucleotides. RefSeq lists its product as hypothetical. Bases 139 to 2490 code for a protein of 783 amino acids. The record is from RefSeq and is a predicted model, not a curated record. Lineage: Eukaryota; Fungi; Ascomycota; Xylonomycetes; Xylonales; Xylonaceae. The transcript has 5 exons.